GCCAGAGUCGUCGUCACUAGUCGGACCAUGGUCAUGCUGAGGUCCUUGGCGAGCCUCGCGCUUCUGGCGACGAGCAGCCUCGUGGAUGCUGCCUUCUACGUGCCGGGCGUGGCCCCCGAGAGCUGGGAGGAGGGCGCGGCCCUGCCUCUGAACGUCAACAAGAUCACGUCGGUCAAGACGCUCGUGCCGUACGAGUACUACUACCUGCCGUUCUGCGCGCCGAGCGCGCCGGAAGAGCAGCAAGAGAACCUCGGCGAAAUCAUGUCGGGCGACGCCAUCAUGAACUCGAUGUACAGCCUGCACAUGCACAAGGACGUGCGCUGCCAGAUUCUUUGCAAGCCGAUGCACUACACGGCCGAAGAGACGCAGCGCUUCAUCGACAUGAUCGAAGACGAGUACUACGUGCAGUGGAUCCUCGACAACCUCCCGGUGCUCUACCAAGACACGAGCUACGGCGAGGCGGCCGCGCCGAUCAACAAGGACCCGAACGCGCCGCUCUCGGCCGCCUACAAGCGCGGCUUCCCGCUCGGCGACAUUGACGCCCAAGGCCGCUACUACAUUUACAACCACGUGCGCAUCGUCGUCUUAACGCACCCGGACCCGUACGCCGAGCCCGCGACGCCCAAGUGGCGUGUCGUCGGCUUCGAGGUCGUGCCCACAUCCAUCAACCACCUCUUCAAGGGCUCGCCAUCGAGCGGCGAAGAGCUCACGUCGGACACGUGUGGCAAGUUUGUCGACAUUGCCGAGGUCAGCGAGGGCCACCACGCGUACCUUGAGUCCAACUCGCCGUCGACGGUGCUCUACACGUACGACGUGCAGUACGUCAAGUCGGACAUCACAUGGGAGCAGCGCUGGGACCGUAUUCUCUCCAGCCGCGCCUCGAACGACCAGAUUCACUGGUUUUCGAUCAUCAACUCGCUCAUGAUUGUGCUCUUCCUCACGGGCAUGAUCGCCAUGAUCAUGCUCCGGACGCUCCACCGCGAUAUCGCGCGCUACAACGAAGUCCAGACGUCGGAAGAAGCCGCGGAAGAAAGCGGCUGGAAGCUCGUGCACGCCGAUGUGUUUCGCCCGCCGUCGUACUCGCCGAUGCUCUUCUCGGUCUUUGUCGGCACAGGCGUCCAGGUCUGCUGCAUGUCGGCGGCCACGAUGGUGAUUGCGCUCCUCGGCCUCCUCUCGCCGGCCAACCGCGGGUCGCUCCUCACGACGCUCUUGCUGCUCUUUGUCUUUAUGGGGUCGUUUGCCGGCUACCACAGCUCGCGGACGUACAAGAUGUUUCACGGCAAGGACUGGAAGCGCACGAUGGUCUCGACGGCCGUCUUUUACCCGGGCUGCCUCUUUGGUGUCUUCUUCCUCCUCAACUUGGUGCUCUGGGCCAAGGCGUCGUCGCAGGCCGUGCCCUUUGGCACGCUCUUUGCGCUCCUCGUGCUCUGGUUUGGCAUCUCUGUGCCGCUGGUCUGCCUCGGGUCGUACUUUGGCUUCAAGCGCCCGGCGAUCGAGCACCCGGUCAAGACCAACCAGAUUGCGCGCCAGAUUCCCGAGCAAGUCUGGUACCUCUCGACGCCGUUUGCGAUCAUCGUCGGCGGCAUCCUCCCGUUUGGCGCGGUCUUUAUCGAGCUCUUCUUCAUCAUGUCGGCGCUCUGGUUGCACCAGAUUUACUACGUGUUUGGCUUCCUCUUCCUCGUGCUGCUCAUUCUCGUCGCGACGUGCGCCGAAGUGACGAUCGUCAUGUGCUACUUCCAGCUCUGCGCCGAGGACUACCACUGGUGGUGGCGCUCGUUCCUGACGUCGGGCAGCGCGGCCUUGUACUUGUUUUUGUACUCGUUCUUGUACUUCUUCUCGAAGCUCAACAUUACCGCGUUCGUCUCGGGGCUGCUCUACUUUGGCUACAUGGGCAUGAUCUCGCUCACGUUCUUCUUCCUCACGGGCACGAUCGGGUACUUUGCCUGCUUUUGGUUCAUCCGCAAGAUCUACUCGUCCAUCAAGAUCGACUAGAAGCGUGAGACGACGACGUAAAUGCUGUUUUUUCAAAGAAAGAACCGUGUACAAACCUCCA
Saprolegnia diclina VS20 is the source of this 2053-nucleotide messenger RNA. RefSeq lists its product as hypothetical. Bases 28 to 1992 code for a protein of 654 amino acids. Lineage: Eukaryota; Oomycota; Saprolegniomycetes; Saprolegniales; Saprolegniaceae. Gene Ontology annotation, biological process: protein localization to membrane. Gene Ontology annotation, cellular component: membrane. The record is from RefSeq and is a predicted model, not a curated record. The transcript is spliced from 2 exons.